GGCUGAUCUUCAUAGAAACUCCUAAAGACUUCAAGUAACUUAUUUUAGGCAAAAUAAGUGAAAUAAGUUGUUCUGAUAAAAUAAAAUGGAUCCUUGUUCCGUUGGAGUUCAGCUUCAAGCUACCAAUGAAUGCCAUAAGACCUAUUACACCCGGCACACUGGCUUUAAGACUAAGCAAGACCUGUCUUCAUCUGAUCUACUGUUACUUCAGCUUAGGACUGGAAUAACUCUUUCAGAGAAUAAUACGAUCUGCUUCCACCAUGUAAAAAUUUACAUUGAAAGAUUUGAAGACUUACAGAAAUCCUGUUGCGACCCCUUUAACAUACACAGAAAACUGUCGAAGAAAAACUUGCGUGCGAUUGACUUAGACGACGCAACUUUUCUAAGUGCCAAGUUCGGAAGACAGUUUGUACCUGGCUGGAAGCUUUGUCCCAAAUGUAUGCAGAUAAUAAAUGGAAGCGUGGAUGUUGAAGCCGAAGAAAGGCAAAGAAGAAAACUCGAUUCGGACGGACGUACAGCUAAGGCUUUAAAGUCUCUACAAUUUACUAAUCCAGGACGACAGACCGAAUUCACCCCUGAGACCAGUAAAAGGGAAAAAAGAAGGCUGCAAACAAAAACCACGUUUAAUUCAGACAGGCAAGUUAUACCAGCCAAGAGUAAAGUCUACGAUAGCCAGGGACUCCUGCUGUACAGUGGGAUGGAUCUCUGUGAUUGUCUGGAUGAAGACUGCCUGGGAUGUUUCUAUGCUUGCCCCAAGUGUAGCUCCAGCAAGUGUGGAGUUGAGUGUCGCUGUGACCGCAAGUGGCUGUAUGAGCAAAUUGAGAUAGAAGGAGGAGAAAUAAUUAAAAAUAAGCAUGCUGGUUAGUGUAUAUGCAC
This is a messenger RNA of Eurypyga helias (sunbittern), 876 nucleotides long. It is a transcript of the gene ARL14EP, whose product is annotated as ADP-ribosylation factor-like 14 effector protein. Lineage: Eukaryota; Metazoa; Chordata; Aves; Eurypygiformes; Eurypygidae. Bases 86 to 865 code for a protein of 259 amino acids. The transcript has 3 exons. Gene Ontology annotation, cellular component: intracellular membrane-bounded organelle. The record is from RefSeq and is a predicted model, not a curated record.